AUGACCCACGAAGCUCGGCAUCAAGGCUUUGAAGGCGUGACAGCGACGUCGGCCCCGCCGAUCGCGGCGACGGCGGAUGUCCUGCGCUGCUAUGAAGAGGCGGUGCAAGAGCCCAUGGUCGAGUGUAUGAACCUCGAUGGGCUGUAUACAAAUGCGCAGGCACCGCAUUCCGACCGUAUCGAUGCCCUCGUGCUUCGAGAGGACUUUAGCUCGACGGCUAUUAUCGCCAAGACAUGGCUCACACUGCGUCCCCAAAACAGGUCACAAGCCGUGGAUAUUGAUCUAGAGGCUCUGCGAGAUACCCAAAACAUCCUCGGUGGUCGACGUGCGCGUCUCUUGCAGAGUCCCUCGUUCGCCAACGCGCCGCAUACCGUUGAGCUGAUGCCUGCGUCCAUGGAGCCUAAGGACGCGCGUGGCGAAACCACCUGGGACGUGCAUGAAGGCCAGGCAACGACUCGCCUCGAUCGCCGGCUUGCUAAGCGGUCGCCUGCCCACGAAGCGCCUGAGCCGCGCAUUACACUGCUGCAUAGCGACGUGCUAGAGCUGCCGAUGUCGCCGCCCGUCGGCGAGCCGCCGCUCGAGGCGCCGGAUAUGGUCGCCUCGCUGAACUAUGCGAUGGCGUACUUUCACGAUCGAGCUACGCUCAAGCGGUAUCUGACGGGCGUACUGCAUAGUCUGCGGCCCAAGACGGGCGUCUUUAUUACCGACAUGUUUGGGGGCCCACCUACGGGCGAGGUGUACGAGGACCAAGAGGCACUAUGGACACGGUUCUGGGACGAGCCGGGCUUUCGACGCACGCAUGGAACGCAGUAUGUCUUGCCGACAGUGCGCGACGACGACGACGACGACGAUCUGGUCGUGCGUCCCGCGCCGACCGACGAGGAGCGCGGCACGCGCGCCGAGUGGCCGCGAGGCAAGCUGAAGCUCGUGCGCACCGGCCAAGCUCACGGCGGCUUUGAGUACUGGCGGGAAGAUGGCCCGAUUGAUUAUGCGACGAAUCGGUUCCGCAUGAGUCUGAGCUUCCGCUUCCGCGACCGAUCAUGGCUGCGGGAUGUGUUUUCGUACGACUUUCGCAUCUGGUCGCUCAAGGAGCUGACGGAGGCGAUGGAAGAGGUCGGCUUUGCGUCGGUGCGUCUUCUUGUCCUGCCACGCAAUGAUGUCGACAAGCACGACCACAGCGACACGGACUCGGACAUCAGUGACGAGGUCGCUGCGAUGUUUUUGCGUACCGAGCGCGAAGAAGCGCAGCGACGCAUGUUCCAUACGGUCGAGCCGGGCGAAAAGGUGUUUUCCACUCGGUCGUUUAGCACGUACAUCGUAGCUCGCCGUAGCUAG
Molecule: messenger RNA, 1335 nt
Organism: Malassezia restricta
Lineage: Eukaryota; Fungi; Basidiomycota; Malasseziomycetes; Malasseziales; Malasseziaceae
Exons: 1
Coding region: 1-1335 (444 amino acids)
Source: RefSeq, a predicted model, not a curated record